GAACAGCCCAGUGCCCAGCCCGUAUGCGCCACAGAGCCCCGCAGACUACAUGCAUUACAGCUACCCUCAGCACCAACAGAUCCAGCAAGUAUCUGUAUCCAGUCCGAUAGUUCCUAGUGGCAUGAGGAACAUCCAUGACAACAAGGUCUCCUGUCAAGUGUCGGGUAACUCCAACCAUAAUGCGAGGCUUUGCUCCAACGAUGAGUACAUCAGCAUCGUCCAGAGACUUGGAAAUGAUGAGAGUGACCCCGCUAUGAGAAAUGCCUCUUUUCCUGUACGUUCCGUCUGCUCCCCUGCAGGAAGUGAAGGAACUCCGAAAGGAAAUAUAUUCGGAGACAAGCAGCUAUGA
This is a messenger RNA of Sinocyclocheilus grahami, 349 nucleotides long. RefSeq names its product nipped-B-like protein B. The coding region runs from base 50 to 349 and encodes 99 amino acids. The transcript has 4 exons. The record is from RefSeq and is a predicted model, not a curated record. Lineage: Eukaryota; Metazoa; Chordata; Actinopteri; Cypriniformes; Cyprinidae.